AUGACUGUGUUUCCUGGAGAGGUGACUAAACCAAAGGGCAUCCCUUACUGGCGCCUGCUUUUCGAUGCUGGCGCCAUCCCGCCCGAUGUCGCAGCCCACCAUCACAAAGGCGCGGGGACAGAGAAGGAUCCCUUCCAGAUAAUCUGGAUUGAGAAUGACUUACGGAAUCCUAUGAACUUCGGUAUCGUGCACAAAUGGAUGAUCACCGUGUUGAUGGGAAUCAACACUUUAGCCGUCGCACUGGUAUCAUCUGCGUAUUCGGGUAGCCUCGUUGAGGUAAUCGAGGAAUUCCAUAUCAGUGAGGAGCUCGCCAUCGUCGGGAUCUCGCUAUUCGUCCUGGGAUUCGCUGUCGGUCCGUUGGUCUGGGCGCCGCUGAGUGAGCUCUAUGGCAGAAGACCGAUUCUCAUUGCCAGCUCCGCCGGAUUGGCGGCUUUCACGGCGGGGUGUGCCGGCGCGCAGAAUAUCUGGAGUCUGCUUAUUCUGCGGUUCAUUGCUGGUUCGUUGGGGUCGGCUCCGUUUGCUGUUGCGGGUGCAGUGAUUGCCGACUGCUUUCCUCCUAUCAACCGUGGUCUCGCGAGUGGGUUGUAUUGUGCUGCGCCAUUCUUAGGUCCCACGCUAGGUCCCAUCAUCGGUGGAUUCUUAUCUGAAACGGCUGGUUGGCGCUGGGUGGAAGGGCUGGUGGCUGCUUUCGCUGGAUUUCUGGGUAUUGUUAUUUUUUGCUUCUUGCCUGAGACGUUUGCACCCACUCUUUUGAACAAACGUGCCGAGCGUUUAUCUGCUACUACUGGUCAUGUGUACCGUAGCAAGGUUGAAAUCGACGACGGCAAGAAGAAACCUGCGGCUAUCUUCAAGGUGGCACUCUCGAGACCGUGGGUCCUUCUCGUCCGGGAACCCAUUGUUCUGUUAUUAUCGAUAUAUCUCGCCAUCAUCUAUGGAAUGUGUGUAUACUCUCCUAAUCCAUUUGACUAUCCAUUUGACUCGACUAACCUCGCCAGCUUGUAUCUGCUCUUCGCAGCCAUGCCGAUUGUCUACCAAACCGAACGCGGAUGGAGCGAAGGCCUUGGCGGACUUUCAUUUUUAGGCAUCACAGUCGGUAUCCUCUUCUCGGUAGCUGCGACGUUCCCGCUCUACUUCAAUUAUAAAAACAAGACCCUCGCUGCUGGUGGUCGUCUAGCACCCGAGCAACGCCUCCCAGGUGCUAUGAUAGGUUCCAUCGCGUUGCCAGUAGGUCUAUUUUGGUUCGCCUGGACAAAUUCCCCCUCUAUCCACUGGAUGGUCUCCAUCGCAGCCGGUGUUCCCCUCGGUUUCGGUAUGGUGAUGGUCUUCCUACCGGUCCUGAACUAUCUGAUUGAUGCAUACACCAUCUACGCCGCAUCGGUUCUGGCUGCCAAUGCUUCCCUGCGCUCGAUCUUCGGCGCUGUAUUUCCCCUGUUCACCACUUAUAUGUAUAAGGACCUCGGUAUCCAUUGGGCCUCAUCUGUCCCAGCUUUCUUGGCUGUUGCGUGUGUACCGAUGCCGUUCUUGUUCUAUCGCUAUGGCCCGGGGAUUCGCAAGCGCUGCCAUUAUGCUGCUACUUCGCAUGCAUUUAUGGAAAAACUCUAUGAGAGGACCGCGUUACCCCCGAAGAUUGAGAGAGAAGGAUCCACCGAUGCAGAAACGCUACGUGGUUAA
Messenger RNA from Penicillium odoratum, 1671 nucleotides. Its product is annotated as MFS transporter. Gene Ontology annotation, biological process: transmembrane transport. The record is from RefSeq and is a predicted model, not a curated record. Gene Ontology annotation, molecular function: transmembrane transporter activity. Bases 1 to 1671 code for a protein of 556 amino acids. The transcript has a single exon. Lineage: Eukaryota; Fungi; Ascomycota; Eurotiomycetes; Eurotiales; Aspergillaceae.